AUGCGCCAGAAAUUUGUUAAACUUACUGUAGAAAACAAAAAAUAUUUCUGGAAUUGGCUGCGUCGAUUGUUGGUUAUUGAUCCGGAACGUUCAUCUGGAAUUACAUAUAAUAAUCAAUAUCGUAAGCCGGCACCUGGAAGUCCUGAAAGGCUUUAUGCUAGACCGUUAAACCUUCCAGCAUCCGAUAUUUCGGAGAAUUCAUAUUGGAAAAGAGAUAUGCGUCGAAAUUAUCCUAGACCUGGAAUAAUUACACAACCUAUUUUAGCAAAAUUGUUUGUACUUGGAAGUGUAGAGAAUCCAAAAAUUUCAGAACCAUCGGAAACUGAAGCUCAGACAACUACCCCUGCCAUAACACAAUCACUAUCAACUAUUUUAUACAAUGCUGAGCCAUCUGAAAUCCGGAAAUUUGUGUUAACAGAUAAAGGCAUUGCUCCUCAUCCUGGUAACUCUUAUCAUUGGACGUUAGAUGAAAAAAAUGGAUAUCCUUCAACAUAUUCAGUACGAACAUUUCGCUAAUUUAUGGGAAUAUUAUGAAUUUUUUCAUUUAUGUUUACCUAAAUGGAUGCUUUAUUCGAAUCUUCUUCAGUAUCUGAUAAUUGCAACAAACUAUUUAAUUCUUUCUUGAUCAUUUCUCGUGCAUAUGCUUCUAUAUCUUUUGCCAUAGUUUCAAGAAUUUUUUUAAUCUUAUUGUCAAUUCUAUAGAAUAUUUCAAUAAAACGAUUAUAUCUUGUAUUUAAAAUAAUGUUUGUUAUAACUGUAUAUGUUUCACGUAAAAGAUCGCACAAUACAAGAACUGUCUGUGUAUAGGAUGGCAUAAAAGGUAAAUGAGGAUAUGUUAAUGAUUUAGUAACACUUUCCUCCUCAUCAAAAUAGGAAUUUUCUAUAUUAAAAUUACUUUUGCGAGAUCCUCUUGAACCAAAAAAUGCCUUCAUUCUAGGCGUCCAAGUUCCAAAAUCUCGUGUUGUAGUUUCCCACGUUGUGAGAAUUGUAAGAUAGUUUUUUAAAUAAUCUUCAAAUGUUUGGGACGUUGAAGGCGGUACUAAAGAAGAAAGCAGAUAUCCAAGCAUAUGAUAAGAUUGAGUCCUUACAUUAUUAGAAAUCCAAUAAUAAAUAAUAAAUAUACUUUUUGCAAGCAGGU
Pneumocystis murina B123 is the source of this 1138-nucleotide messenger RNA. RefSeq lists its product as hypothetical. The record is from RefSeq and is a predicted model, not a curated record. The transcript is spliced from 3 exons. The coding region runs from base 1 to 516 and encodes 171 amino acids. Lineage: Eukaryota; Fungi; Ascomycota; Pneumocystomycetes; Pneumocystales; Pneumocystaceae.